This is a messenger RNA of Carya illinoinensis, 3879 nucleotides long. RefSeq names its product AT-hook motif nuclear-localized protein 27-like. Lineage: Eukaryota; Viridiplantae; Streptophyta; Magnoliopsida; Fagales; Juglandaceae. Gene Ontology annotation, molecular function: minor groove of adenine-thymine-rich DNA binding; DNA-binding transcription factor activity. The transcript is spliced from 2 exons. Gene Ontology annotation, cellular component: nucleus. The coding region runs from base 715 to 1629 and encodes 304 amino acids. Gene Ontology annotation, biological process: vegetative to reproductive phase transition of meristem. The record is from RefSeq and is a predicted model, not a curated record.
AUAUAGCUCCCUAGCUUCAGCCUCGCUAGAGCGCGUGGAUUUCUUACAAGAAUUUCAUUUGCUGCUCCAUUUUCUUUGCUGUUCUUUUUCCCAUUAAUUAUCUCUUCGCUGCUCGUUCGACAGUGGAAACUUCUCUCAGAAUUUUCAUUGACGAGUGUUCCUUUCUGCUUUCUACUACAGAUACUUCGCUGGAAAUUAGUUUCUUUAUAACCUAUUAUUAAUCACUACCCAUUUCUUUCUUUCUUUCUCCGUACGAUCUGAUUCCGGAUAGGGCAACAUCUAUUGUAGAAACAGCUGCACAAGAAUUGUCGUGGGCUAUCUCCCGGAUGGUUUUGGUUCUGAUUACUACUUAACGAAAAGGAGAGAGAAGUUCAGGGUUUGAUUGGCGGUAGCAAGUAUAUACAGAAACUCCGAACGAAGCAGUACUACUUGGAAUUACAGCCUUUCGUUGGGGGGAGCUUUAUGUAACUGCAAGUUUCAGUUUCUUAUGCAUAGUACGGAAGACUCUGCACUAAGAUCCUUCAAGUAAAGUUGUUUCAGAAUUUUGUGACGGAUUGUUCCCAUAUUAGCCCCUUCGAAGACUCAAUAUACUGACCUAGGAUCCAAAUUUCUGGAAAGGAAACUCUUUCGGUUCUCUCAGUAUAUCAGAGAGAGAUCGGUACAGAGAAAAGGAAGCUGGCAAAUAAUAAGUGGUGGGAGAGAGUAGAUGUGGCGAUGGCGGGGUACAAUGAAGACAACCAAGCUGGUUCUCGCUAUUUUCACCACCUCCUCAGGCCCGAACUGCACCUCCAGCCACCUCCUACUUCUACCAUUAAUCUACAGCACCAUCACUCCCAACAAAACUCCGAUUCCAAUGACUCGUCAGACCCAGACAACAAGCCCGACACCGAUGCCCAAGCCACUAGUAGCUCCGGUGCAGCCACCAACUCCAGCCGCCGCCCCCGUGGUCGUCCCCCCGGAUCAAAGAACAAACCGAAGCCACCGAUUAUCGUGACACGAGACAGCCCCAAUGCCCUUCGAUCCCAUGUGCUCGAGGUAGCCAACGCCGCCGACAUCGUGGAGAGCGUGACCAAUUAUGCGAGGAGGAGAGGGAGAGGGGUUUGUGUGCUGAGCGGAAGCGGGACAGUAAUGAAUGUUACGCUGCGGCAACCUGGGGUUCCGGCGGGGAGUGUGGUAACGCUGCACGGGAGGUUCGAGAUUCUGUCUCUCUCUGGAACGGUGCUCCCACCUCCGGCUCCGCCUGGAGCGGGGGGGUUGUCAAUAUUUUUGUCUGGUGGACAGGGACAGGUUGUUGGGGGAAGUGUGGUGGGGCCGUUGGUGGCAUCUGGUCCGGUGGUUUUGAUGGCUGCUUCGUUUGCGAAUGCUGUUUUUGAACGUUUACCGUUAGAGGAUCAGGAGGAAGCUGGUGCCGUUCAAGUCCAACCCUCAGCGUCACAGUCUUCCGGUGUGACUGGAGGAGGCGGCGGCGGCGGCGGAGGACACCUUGGGGAGGGCAGUGGUGGAAGUGGAAGUGGUGCUGGUGCUGGUGGUGUUUCUCUUUUUAGUAUGGGAGCUGGGAAUAUGGGGAAUUUUCCAUUUUCGGGCGAUCUGUUUGGAUGGGGUGGGAGUGCUCCAAGGCCUCCAUUUUAAUUAGUGGAGAUUUCAAUAUUUGAGAUGGAAAUGUAUGUUAGACUUCGAGUGAUACUAGAUCGAUGUUGGUUCUGCGACUGGCUCAUGAAUGAGCUCAAUUUUUCUCAGCUUUAAAUAACUGUUGGAGAUGGAGGAGGUGAUGAGAUCAGGAGAACGUACAUGUAAAGCUAUCCUUUUUUUUUUUCGGUUUGUUUGAUCAAAAUGUUCCUAAUAUAUUUAGCAAAUUGGUCCUUUCAUCAUCUUUGCACUGAGAAGAUCAAAACAAGAAAUUAUGAAGGCUUGAUAUCUUCACGAAGGAAGCCAUCAUGCAUGAGUUUGGAGCAAAUAUUUAAGGAAUCUGCAGGCUUUUUAAUUCGGAGGUCAGUGAUCGAUAAACCAUUUGGUUCUUUCCUAGAUCUUCUUUUGUUUUUUUUAACUUUUCCUCUCUUAAUUUCUUCACUUAUUUCAGCUAGCUAGCUUUAUACAUAAGGGGUGGAGACUUGUAUUGCGGAAAAAACUGCUAUAUAUAAUAGACAUAUCUGGGGCUUUAUUUUUGUGUUUAAUUCCAUGCAUCUCUUGGGCAGCAGUACUUCAUCAUAUACAUGCCGUAUUCUUUUCUGUGUUGAUGUUUGAAUAUAAGAAUUUGAUCAAAACGAGUUUCAGUUUGUGAAUUUCUAACAUGAAAUUUACACAAGUAUUGGGAAGCUAUAUAUAUAUGUGGGUCCUCUUAAUUAAUUACCUGUGUAUAUAUGUAGAUCGAGAUAUAUACAUGCAUGGUAGAUAUAUCAUGUACAUAUGAAUUUUAGAUAUAAUUUUAGAUACAUAUAUAUAUCCAUAUUUAUUUAGCUGAAUAGUAUAAUAUUAUAUAUAUCCUUUGUUUUUGUCUUGCCAAAACUCCGUGUGCCCCAUGCUGCAAAAAGUCUUUGCUUUUGUCACAUGAAUGAACCCGUGCUGUUUUAUCCAUCUUUUUUGUGCCACUGUCUUCAGUCCAUUUUCUGCUUACCCAACAUAGGAAAAGCACCCUGAAGAACCCCAAAAGCUUGUCUCCCUAACAGCAUAAAACCCUAGCUAGCUAGUUCUGAACUUCUAGGAACAAUGCAAGACCAAGCAUCUCUCUCUCUCUCCAGCCAACUUGCAGUUGGCUGACCAAACGUUACAGCAGUAGAAACUAGACAAAGAAUUGAACGUUCUUUUUGUCAGUAGUAAAACAUACGUUUACUGCAUGGGUUGCAGAGAUUGUGAAUUAGAAUUAUUAAGCAUAAUUAAAACAUGCUUGCCUACGACAUUCGAACACUUGUCUCGCACUUUUGUAUUUUGAAAAAAAAUGGAAGCAGCUUCUUCUCCCAAGACCCAGAAAAGAAAAGAAAAACAAGAAUCAAGCUCCAGACAACUUUUGCCCAAAUGAUAAUUCCCGAGAAAAGGGGUAAAAAAAACUCAGGAAAUAUUUAUUCAUGUAAUUAAUUAACUUAGCGACUUCGAAACUUUGACAGAGGGGAAAUAAUGUUCUUGAAACUUUGGAUUUGAUCUCUCUGUUCUUUUUGUAUGGACCUUGAAAGGCUAGAUUUUAUGUCCUAAACUUCUCAAAUUGAUUUUUAAAAACUUUGGUAUAAUAUCAUGCAAUGCCAAAACCUAAGACGUCCUGUCUAGCUUUUCCCUUUUCCAUAGUUAAUCAUGGAUUAUGUUGCACUGUUGUGUUAGUUUUAGUGGGCAAUGUACCAAUUAUCUGCUAUAGUAGCUACACAUGCACGCAAAGGGAGGAAAUGAUAUGUGAUCUAUAGAAGACCAGUAUUAAUAAUAAUUCGCCUUAUCCCUUAAGGGAGAGAAGCUUUCUUUUUCUUAAAUCUUGUAGAUUGAGGGAUCAGAGAUGAAUCAUCAAGGGAUAACUGAUAAUUUUCCCGUGCUUCAUUUAAUGUUAGUAGAGCAUAUACAAACAUUUUCUUUUUAAAUGAUCGAUGCUAUUUUUUAUUUAUUUCGCAAUUGGCUUGAUAUUGAAUGCCUGAAACAUGUUUCUUUCAUGUUGCAUGCCAAUGAAGCAUUCUCCUCCUCCUCCUGCUGCUGCUGCUGCUGCUGCUUCUGCUUCUUUUUCUUCUCCUCCUUCAUGUGCUUCUUGUGCUUCUCCUUCUUCUGCUCCUUCUCCUAGCUUCUCCUUCUCAAUAUAGGGAAUACUUGUGUGAUCUGUUGCUUUGCAUCUUAAUUAUUAAAACUUUUGGAGUUUGUUGAGAUAUUAAUGCAGAAGCUUUCUAGGACUGAUAUUCAUUCUUUUCUGGGAAA